Messenger RNA from Phytophthora sojae, 984 nucleotides. RefSeq lists its product as hypothetical. Gene Ontology annotation, molecular function: catalytic activity. The record is from RefSeq and is a predicted model, not a curated record. The transcript has a single exon. Bases 1 to 984 code for a protein of 327 amino acids. Lineage: Eukaryota; Oomycota; Peronosporomycetes; Peronosporales; Peronosporaceae.
AUGGGCCUCUUACGCGCGUUCAUCGGCCUCGGUCCGCACACGAAGGACCUGGUGCGCUACGGCAAGAAGUUCGAGGCCCGCACAGCCGCGGUCGACCAGUUCCAAUGGAGCUACUUGAUGCGACCCGCAGCCGACCCCAAGAGUCGAGAGAUCGUCGUGUUCCUGCACGGCCUCGGGUCCUCGAAGGAGGCCUGGGUGCGAGUCUCCAGCGGCCUCAGCAAGGACUACCACGUCGUGAUCCCCGACCUGCCGGGCCACGGCAAGACCACGCCCUUCGACACCAACAUGAACUUCGCAGCGGACCGACAAGCGCGUCGCCUGCACGAGUUCUUCGAGUCGGAGCUGUAUCCGAACAACAAGGUACAUCUCGUGGGCACGUGCAUGGGCGCCACCAUUGCCGGCGUCUACGCUGCGAUGCACCCGACGCGGGUCAAGUCGCUGACGCUCAUGUGUCCGUGGGGCAUCUCCAUGCCCAACUUGAGCGUCACGCUCAGCGACGUCGGCGACUUUGGCAAGUUGGUGCCGCAGAGCCCCACGGAGACGUCCACGAGCGACGUCGGCGACUGGCGCGACCGCGUGACGGCCAGCAGCGCUGCCAACUUGGUCCAUGCCCCCAGAGUGUUCCGUGCCCUCGCAGUGUCCAAGUUCUCCAAGCGCGGACGAGCGCACGAGGUGCUGCAGAAGGUUUUGGUGGACAUGCUGGCCCACCCGACGAUCCUAGAGGACGAGUUGCACCGUAUUCGAGCCAGGACCAUGGUGGUCUGGGGCAACCAGGACGACGUCCUGAGCGAGUCGUGCCUCAAGGUGAUCGACGAGAAGCUCAACGUCGCGCGCAAGAACGUCAUGAUCUUCGACAAGUGCGGCCACCUCGUGCCGAGCGACAAGCCCGCGGAAUGCGUCGACAUGCUCAACAAGUUCCUGGCGGACGAGGAGCUGAGCUUCACGUUCGCUCUCACGAAGCAAGAGUCCGUGAUGGCAUUCUAG